AUGAAGAAAAACGGCUCCAAUCCGUUACUAUCCGAGGCCGCCUCUACUCCUCAAAGGACCCCGUUAUCAUCUCUCACCAUGUUCCUAAAACGAAAGGGCGCCGUACAACCUGCUGCAGCUGCCGAGCCUAUUUUCGAGCCUUCUACCGAGCCUGUCUCAUCCGCCUCCAAUCAGGACAAGGCGAAGGCCGGAGUGGGCGUUAAAGACAAGGCAAAAGCGUUUCGCGCUGCUGUAUUCCCCGUCGCUGUAAUUGAAACCGACGAGGAGGAAAACGAACCCUCCGACGACGGGACAGCACUAUCGAAUGUGACUAAACCGGAAAGCGUGGGUGAUUUUCUCUCCACAAGCACCCCCGAGGAUGCGAAGCAACCCCUGACCGUACCAGUCGCAGCACCAGUCGCACCAUUAGUCGCAGCAGAAGCACAGCCGACGAAAUCGACCCCAGCAGCAUGCGCGAAGCUUCCACCACCCAUCCCUUCUCCCGGCAAGCAGCCCGUCAGCCAGCCAGUCGACAUCAAGCAGCCGGCGACGGCCGUUCGUAACCGUCAGCAGAACCGUCCGAUCUUCCAGCGGCCGGUUCUGGACACGAUCCCGUCCGCACAGGAGCUGGAAAGCGGCGAGCCGCUAUUCUCGCUCUCCCUCACCAACAACCCAGUAACCUCCCCUCCGACUGUUACCACUCCCGGCGGUUCGUCUUUCUCCUCGUUCAUCCUCUCCCUCGUCACGCCACGUGGCAGCCAGAGACCCGCGUCGUCUGCUACCGCUUCGUCCCAAUCCGCCGCAUCGUCUGUAUACUCGCUUUCGGACUCCGAUGGGGAUUCGGAUUCUGACGAGGAGAGUGAGGGAGAUGGGGAGGAGGAGCGCGGGCGAGAGGAGGGUGGGGGAGGUGAAGGGGGAGAGGGUGAUGGGAGCUGGAGCAGGCUGGCGUCUGUUGGAAAAUCCUUGAGUUUUGAAGGGAGGAAGGCGGGGGUUCGGAGCGGUGGAGCUGGGUUCUGGAACCAGAAGAGGUGGCUGUCGUUCUCCCCUCGCUCCGCGUCCGCUGCUCGGGCGUGUGCGCAGGCUGUUGCUUCUGCGGACGGUGGUAAUGGUGAUGGUGAUGGUCGUGGCGCCAAGUGUGUCAAGUCCACGCCUUCCUCUUCGUACACGUCUCCUUCGAAGCGUCUCGUCACGAGCCCUGACGCAGCUUCGGAAUCCGGUUCGGCAAGCUCUGCUCCGGAUGGAGGCUCGGGAGGAGGUUCGGAUGCAGGUCCUGGAGGGAAAUUCGGUGGUGGUUUGGGAGCGGGCGGCAGGAUCAGAUCUGGAGCGAGGAUGGGGAUGCUAUCCAGAAGCAUGUCGGAACGACUGCCGCCACUCACUCCGCUGGCGACUGUGCUGGACUGCGACAUGCCGCUGACGUGGACUGCCAGCCUGGACCCGGAUUUAUGGGCAGUUCCGGAGCACGGGCCCCAUGGGGGUGGUGGAACGACGGGCGAGUGUAGCAGCUGUGAUCGCUGGAGAGGCGAGAAGACAUGGCCUCGGGAAAAGGACAAAGACGACAAGCUGGCAGCUCGCCGACCACGUAGCAUCGAGUUGCCGGCCAGGAAUGCAGCGGGUCCUGCUUCUGCCCCCGUGGCAGGGGAUGCUGCGGUGGCGUCGCCGCCAGCUGUCACGUCGCCAGCUGUCACGCCGCGAUUGCCCGAGCUGACGGAGGAGUCGUUUCUGCUGUCGGAGGCGACGCGUGCCGCGGUGUUCAAGCACCUGCCUGCCACAGUCAGCAGUCGCAAAUGGGUGCUGCUCUACAGCACGGUGAAGCACGGCAUAUCGCUCCUCACGCUCUACCGCAGGGCCUCCAUGCUUCCCGGCCCCUGCCUCCUGGUGGUAUCAGACAGUGCAGGCACAAUCUUCGGCGCAUUCUCCUCCCCCUCCGCGCUCAUCCCAUCAGACCGCCGCAAGUACCAGGGCAGCAACCACUGCUUCGUCUUCUCGGACAUCUCAGGCGCCCCCACGGUGCAUGCUGCGACGGGGCGCAAUCACUACUACGUGCUGCCCGCGCAUGACUGCCUCGCCUUCGGUGGCGGUGGGAGAUUCGCCCUGCGCCUGGAAGACGACCUGCUGUCUGGCUCCAGUGGCGAGUGUGACACCUUCGCCAGCCCAUGCCUGGCGGGGAAAGAGGACUUCUGCAUCAAACACGUCGAGCUGUGGGGGUUCGCCCAUUUAUCUCGCUACACGCCCGCCAGAGCAGCAUGGAAGGAGCCCGAAAUGCGCCACAGCUUCCACGCUUAG
Molecule: messenger RNA, 2262 nt
Organism: Closterium sp. Naga37s-1
Lineage: Eukaryota; Viridiplantae; Streptophyta; Zygnematophyceae; Desmidiales; Closteriaceae
Source: the annotation of a GenBank genome assembly